GGUACAGUGUUGCCUCCUCUGCCCCGUCCUCCUCCAGCCUUCGCCAUGUUGUCUGUCUGAGUUUGUUGCACAAGUUUACUGUUUUGUUUUCUUUUGUUUUUCUUGCGUUGAAAACAACAAGAUGUCGAACGUGUCAUAUCACGUGUCCAACCUGUUGGAGAAAAUGACGUCUACUGACAAAGACUUUAGGUUCAUGGCCACGAAUGACCUGAUGCUGGAGCUGCAGAAGGACAGCAUCAAACUGGAUGAGGACAGUGAGAGGAAGGUGGUGUCCAUGCUGCUCAAACUGCUGGAGGACAAGAACGGGGAGGUGCAGAACCUGGCAGUGAAAUGCCUGGCGCCUCUGGUGAGUAAGGUGAAAGAGCCUCAGGUGGAGACGAUGGUGGACACGCUGUGCUCCAACAUGGUGUCGGACAAGGAACAGCUGAGGGACAUUUCCAGUAUGGGACUGAAGACGGUGAUCGCCGAGCUGUCGCUGUCCUCGUCAGGUUUGACUCUGACGACGAGCGUCUGUAAGAAAAUCACCUCACAGCUGAUCGGCGCCAUGGGCAAACAGGAGGACGUGUCCGUCCAGCUGGAGGCCCUGGACAUCCUGUCGGACAUGUUAGGACGGCUCAGUGGUGCACUGGUCGGCUUUCAUAGCUCUUUGCUCUCCAGUCUCCUCCCUCAGUUGACCAGCCCCAGAAUGGCGGUCAGGAAGCGCUCCAUCUUGGCUCUCGGUCACCUGGUGCCGUGCUGCAGCCCCGCCCUCUUCUCCCAGCUCACCCAGCACCUGUUGACGGAGCUGGCCAAGGCUCCGCCCACGUCAGUGACCAGGACGUACAUCCAGUGCCUGGCGACCAUCAGCCGGCAGGGCGGCCAUCGAGUCGGCGAGCAUUUAGAAAAACUGAUCCCCAUGGUUGUUAAAUUCACCGAUGUGGAGGAUGAUGAGCUGAGAGAGUACUGUUUCCAUGCCUUUGAAGCCUUUAUACGCAGGUGUCCAAAGGAGAUGUCCCCCCAUGUUGCCACGGUGACCAAGCUCUGUCUUAAGUUCAUGACGUUUGACCCCAACUACAACUACGACGAGCAUGACGAUGACGACAGCAUGGACAUCGAGGACGGCUUCGAUGACGAAUCAGACGACGAGUACAGCGACGACGACGACAUGAGCUGGAAGGUGCGGCGCUCGUCCAUCAAGUGUCUGGAGGCGCUGAUCGACUCGCGCCGCGACCUCCUCCUCUCCUUCUACGCCUCCAUCUGCCCGCCGCUGCUCGCACGCUUCAAGGAGCGCGAGGAGAACGUGAGGGCGGACGUCUUCGCCGCGUUCUCCACGCUGCUGAGACAGACGCGCGUGACCACCAGUCACCACGGCCUGGCGUCCGACCCGGGGGCGAGCAGGGCGGAGGAGGAGGAGGAGCCGGCGGUCGCUGUGCUCAAGAAACAGGUGCCGCUCAUCGUGAAGGCUCUCCACCGGCAGAUGAAGGAGAAGAGCGUCAAAUCUCGACAGGGCUGCUUCUGUCUCCUCACUGAACUCACCCACACUGCACCUGGAGCACUGGAACAGCAUAUACCUGCUUUAAUCCCAGGGAUCGUCUUCUCACUGACAGACAAGUCCACGUCGUCCACCAUGAGGAUCGACGCUCUGUCCUUCUUCCACGUCCUCCUCCUCUCUCACCCUCCUCACGCCUUUCAGCCUCACAUGCAGGUGCUGCUGCCCCCGGUGGUGGCCUGUGUAGAAGACACUUUCUAUAAGAUCACGUCGGAGGCUCUGCUGGUCACUCAGCAGCUGGUCAGGGUCAUGAGGCCGCACGGGGCAACUGCCGUCGCAGGAUUCAACCCCAAACCGUUUGUCAGAGAGGUGUUCCCUGUGACGCUGAAGAAGCUCAAAGCGACAGACAUCGACCAGGAAGUGAAAGAGCGGGCCAUUUCCUGUAUGGGUCACAUGGUGUGUCACCUUGGCGAUCACCUGGGGGCGGAGCUACCGGGCGUUUUGGCGAUCUUUCUGGAGAGGUUAAAGAACGAGAUUACGAGACUGAUGGCCGUCCGGACCCUUACGCUUGUCGCCGCUUCUCCAAUAAAGGUGGACAUGUCGUCCAUCCUGCCCGAGGCUCUGUCCGUGUUGGGAUCUUUCUUGAGGAAGAACCAGCGAGCCCUGAAGCUCGGCUCGCUGGCCUGUCUGACCGCGCUGGUCACUCAUCACGCCGCCAGCAUCAAACCCGCGGCGCUGGAGCCUGUGACGAGUGAACUCCCCGCUCUGGUGGACGAGGGGGACAUGCACGUGUCUCAGGUGUCCAUCUCCCUGCUGACCUGCAUGACCUCAGCCUUUCCCUCCUCUCUGGCUAAGAUCAGCGCGUCCGUGCUGCCCGGCGUCUUCAGACUCGUCCACUCUCCCCUGCUGCAGGGCGGCGCUCUGGCCGCCAUACUGAACUUCAUGAAGGCGCUGGUGCUGUCCAAAACCAGCAACACGGGCUACAGUCAGUUGCUGAAGUCUCUCACCGAGCCGUUUCACAGAUCUCACUCCUCGAUGGACGGCGGCGUCAUCCACAGACAGUCCUACCACUCUGUCGCUUGCUGUGUGGGUGCGCUGUCCUCAGCUUGUCCCAAAGAGACACCGGGCACCGUCUCCAGCCUCAUACAGGAGGUGAAGAAUCCCGGCUCUCCUGAGUCGGCUCGUGUCCUGGCUCUGUUGUGUCUCGGGGAGGUGGGGAGGAGCGGCAGUCUGGGAGGAAGUAAGGAGGUGCAGGGGGUCAUCCUGGAGGCCAUCACCUCCACCAGUGAGGAGGUGAAGACGGCGGCGUCCUGCGCGUUAGGCAGCAUGGCGGUCGGGAGUCUGAGCGACUACCUGCCCUUCCUUCUGAAGGAGAUCUCCACCCAGCCACGCAGACAGUACCUGCUUCUGCACUCCCUCAAAGACGUCAUCAGUGCCUGUCCAGCAUCUAGUCUCUCGUCUCACGUGGAGUCUAUCUGGGCGUUGCUGAUCCAUAACUGCGAGUGUCAGGAGGAGGGAACCAGGAACCUGGUGGCUGAAUGUUUGGGAAAACUGACCCUGGUCAACCCUGCGCUGCUCUUACCCAGACUGAAACAGCAACUAAAAGCUGGUUCUCCUUUGACUCGCAGCACAGUGGUCACGGCUGUCAAGUUCACUAUUGUUGAUCAUCCUGCUCCUAUAGAUUCACUGCUGAAGGACUGUAUAGGUGAUUUCUUAACGACCCUCCAGGACGGAGACAUCAACGUGCGCCGCGUCGCCUUGGUGAUGUUCAACUCGGCGGCUCAUAACAAGCCGUCACUGAUCCGCGGUCUGCUGGUGAAGGUGCUGCCUCACCUGUACAGAGAGACGCAGAUCAGGAAGGACCUCAUCAGAGAAGUGGAGAUGGGUCCGUUCAAACACACGGUGGACGACGGUCUGGACGUGCGUAAAGCAGCGUUCGAGUGCAUGUACACUCUGCUGGACAGCUGCCUGGAGGGACUGGACGUCCUCAACUUCCUGGAUCACGUAGAGGAAGGACUCAAAGAUCAUUAUGACAUCAGAAUGUUGACCUUCCUGAUGCUGGCCAGACUCGUCUCUCUGUGUCCUGCUGCGGUUCUGCAGAGACUCGACAGACUGGUGGAGCCGCUCAAAGCUACCUGCACCAGCAAGGUGAAGGCUGGUUCUGUGAAGCAGGAGUUUGAGAAGCAGGAGGAGCUGAGACGCUCCGCCAUGCGCGCCGUCGCCGCCCUGCUGGCCGUGCCCGAGGUGGAGAGGAGCCCCAGCAUGGCCGACUUUGCCAACCAGAUCCGAACCAACGCCGAGAUGGCGUCCAUUUACCAGAGCGUACAGGGAGGGGAGGGACACUCGGAGAGCAUGGACAUGAGCUAAACACUGGACAAUCAUCAUCAUCAUCAUCAUCAUCAUGUUUUUUUAUUAACGGUUUAAAGAUACAGAUCAAAAUUUACAUUUUGAAUUGUAUCUAAAUCUGCUUCAGUCUAUGACAUCUUAAGAAUAUGUUUACCACUUUAUCUCACUGUGAACUGAAGUUUGUGAUGCUCUGUGAUCUGGGAGCUGUUCACGCUUCCAAACCAAACCCCACAGAGAAAAUCUGUGAUGAUCCACUGCUGCCUCCAUCGGUAAGUUCAAAUGUUAUUUUGUGACUUCAAUGUUUGAAAUCCUUUGUUUAGAUUUAGUGAAGAGACACAAACUUACCAAACAAGGCAGCAGUGAAAGAGCAGCUCCUGUGUCCCCACAUGCUAAAUCGCGAUGUUCUCUAUGGAGUUUGGUGCAGGAGCGUGAGCGGUGUAAAAACUGUCUUAUUCUUCAUGUAUUGUAGACUUGAGUAAGUGUUGAUUUUGAGUGUUGAUCAUUGUGUCCCUGUUGGGAGUUUUCAGUGUCGGAGUUUCACCAGAGUUCAUACACACAGUGCAGUCAGCACCUCAUACAACCUUGCAUCAAAAAAACUCAACUAUCCCUUUACAUUUGUCACUGAUAAAUAAAACGGUUUUAGCACAAA
This is a messenger RNA of Solea solea (common sole), 4463 nucleotides long. RefSeq names its product cullin-associated and neddylation-dissociated 2 (putative) (gene cand2). Lineage: Eukaryota; Metazoa; Chordata; Actinopteri; Pleuronectiformes; Soleidae. The transcript is spliced from 24 exons. Gene Ontology annotation, cellular component: nucleus. The record is from RefSeq and is a predicted model, not a curated record. Bases 122 to 3835 code for a protein of 1237 amino acids. Gene Ontology annotation, biological process: protein ubiquitination; SCF complex assembly.